AUGAUCUCAGUCUCCUCCGUCGUUUUUACUCUGCUGCUGUUUUCUCAGCUGAACAGACCCUUGGUAACUGUAGCUUCACCUUUGACGAAAGUAGAAGAUGGUGUAAUAGAGCAAGAGGGCCUGAGUUCCUUUCUGGGAGACGAACCCAUGAUCGAGCAGGCCAUGAUCCCGCCUGUGUACAGAGGAAGCCUUAUGCUGGACAACAGCAUCAGGGAUGAAGAGGGGAACCCUAAGAUCUUCAUCAUCUCGGACAUGAGGCAGAAGGGACACGGGAUUCGGGGGCUGAACUCUGGCCUCACCCGGAGCCUUCCUCUCCUCCAAGACCACAAGUUGAGCCACACUCCGGCUGAGUACAGUUUCAAAAUGGAUCGAAGAGACACCGACUUCAACAUGCUGCGGUGUAUGAUAGGACGAGUGUACCGACCCUGCUGGGAUUCUUCCAAAGGAACCUGA
Molecule: messenger RNA, 453 nt
Organism: Limanda limanda (common dab)
Lineage: Eukaryota; Metazoa; Chordata; Actinopteri; Pleuronectiformes; Pleuronectidae
Gene: pmch
Product: pro-melanin-concentrating hormone
Exons: 3
Coding region: 1-453 (150 amino acids)
Biological process (GO): chemical synaptic transmission; behavior
Molecular function (GO): melanin-concentrating hormone activity; type 1 melanin-concentrating hormone receptor binding
Source: RefSeq, a predicted model, not a curated record